Messenger RNA from Trichoderma atroviride IMI 206040, 569 nucleotides. RefSeq lists its product as uncharacterized. Lineage: Eukaryota; Fungi; Ascomycota; Sordariomycetes; Hypocreales; Hypocreaceae. The record is from RefSeq and is a predicted model, not a curated record. Gene Ontology annotation, molecular function: GTP binding; GDP binding; GTPase activity. Gene Ontology annotation, cellular component: plasma membrane. Gene Ontology annotation, biological process: small GTPase-mediated signal transduction.
GAAUUUCAAUGCCUUCCCUGAAGCAAAGAAAGGUUGCCAUCGUGGGCAGUCGAUCGGUUGGCAAAUCAUCGCUCGCUGUGCAGUUCGUUGACGGCCAUUUCGUGGAGAGCUACUACCCGACGAUAGAAAACACCUUUAGCAAGACUAUACAGUGGAAGGGCCAGGACUUCUCGACGGAAAUCGUCGACACCGCCGGACAGGAUGAGUACAGCAUCUUAAACUCGAAGCAUUUCAUCGGCAUCCAUGGGUACAUGCUGGUCUAUUCAGUAUCGUCCCUGCCAUCGUUUGAGAUGGUCCAGAUCGUCAGAGAAAAGAUUCUCAAUCAUCUAGGUACCGAAUCCGUUCCCAUCGUCAUCGUAGGUAACAAGAGCGAUCUUCGACCAGAGCAGCGCCAAGUCAGCCCCGAAGAGGGCAAGAAGCUCUCCGAGAAAUUCCAGUGCGGCUGGACAGAGGCGAGCGCAAGAUACAAUCAGAAUGUUGGCAGGGCAUUUGAGCUUCUGAUUGGCGAGAUUGAGAAGUCCCAGAGCCCUGGAGAACCCCCAGCAAAGAGCAAUUGUCUCUUGAUGUAG